Molecule: messenger RNA, 5394 nt
Organism: Suillus paluster
Lineage: Eukaryota; Fungi; Basidiomycota; Agaricomycetes; Boletales; Suillaceae
Exons: 8
Coding region: 1-5394 (1797 amino acids)
Biological process (GO): double-strand break repair via homologous recombination
Cellular component (GO): nucleus; chromosome; cytoplasm
Molecular function (GO): 3'-5' DNA helicase activity; nucleic acid binding; four-way junction helicase activity
Source: RefSeq, a predicted model, not a curated record
AUGAUCUACGUGAGGUCUGUCCUCUAUGCUGCCUUACGCUGUUGUAUCGCGAAGUUUCAAUCAAUGCCCAGACAGUGUACAAAACCAAAUUGCCCACGUCCCAAGUAUCAAGCUGGGGACAAAGACAAGACCCAUAACAACAAGUACCACAGCGCUUUCAUUAAUGUUUCAUGGCAAGGGCAGACAGUGAAGGUGUCAAGACAUUCGGAUGGGCGAUUUCAUUGCCCAUGCGGACGUUACGAUCACGGUCGAUACGACUACCACCGAUUCAUGAAACUCUUAUCAAAAUCCCCCCACCCUGAUGAUGCAGCAUCUGACUGUAUGGACCCCGACGAAGAUCCAUCCGGUGAACAAGAGUCUCCUCAAGUCGCUAACGUCGGCACAGAGCUAGUUCAAAAUCACCACGACAAUUCCCCCGACACGGCCCACUACGCUGAAGACUCCCUUUGUCCACACCCCGACAUGGAUGUAGAUCCGUCGCCCGCUCCGGAACCCCCUGUCAAUUCGAUACGCGCAGCUGUCGAAGCCCGCUCUCACACACUCCAUCAAACCGCAUCAUCCUCUCUAACUCGUUUCUUCAAAGGCAACGCCUUAACGUCCGUUGCCCACGAUGUAGUAACAGUCGGUGCAGACCUUCGCCUUGCUGAAGCCCAUGAUGAAGACGUCGACUCUGGCAGUGAGGAUGAUAUUGCACCUGAUGAUUCCGGAGACGAUGACGACGGCCUUCCAGCGAUGGAUGUUGACACUGAGUCAGAUCCAGCGGAGCUCAGAGCUCACGCCCACGCAUGGGGCAUCCACGUUGACCCGACGUUCAACCUCACUGUAUGCCUCGACUGCGCCGUUGCGAUCCCAUGGGAGCAAGCCUACGGCCACCGCCGUAGGCAGCAUAAUCCCACUGGAACCUCCAGUAAAUCACUGCCAUCCAAGGCAAGCGUCUCCAAUACCCUGCGCGGGUUGAAUGCCCAUCUGCCCAAGCCUCUGCCGACCGGUCCAGUUCCUCCUAUAGACGGCAUGCGCAUCAUACCCAACUUACUCAAGUGUACCAUAGAGGGAUGCACAUUCAAAACGCUGUUCACAUCUAUGACACCCUUUCAUAAACAUUGUGUCCUAGCCCACGGAACACCUCCGCUGGCGCUUCGCUCGCACGCCAUAACUAACGGACACCAGAUUGGUGUUAUUAAAAACUCAAUGUCCUACAUCGAGGUAGCGAGCUCCCCCACAAUCACAGACUCGAACGCCCUCGGGGCCAUUCUUGCCCAUAUCGACGAAUGUGGAUUAUACUCUAGGGAUACUAAGUACCAGCCUGCAGCCAACAAGCGACCCAGGGGGCCGCUUUUAGCUCAGACCAACUGGGAGCAGUGCAUUGAGAACGUCGACCUCAAGUCCCUCCGCCUAACUGCUUCGAAACCCGACGGCGAACCUGCAUUCCAGUACCUCAUCCAACAAACUCAAACCUACUACAAGUUCAUUGCGGCCAAUCUUGGUCGAUUAUCUACCCUUACCCUUCGGGCUAUUGCGUCCACCAGCCCCUCUGGUAACACGGAGAAGGCACCGUUUCGCCGUCCUCAGGAAGACCCAACGCUGGAACGAUAUGCUAAUUUCAUGUCGAGAUUCAUCAUCUUUCUCAUUCGCCACCUUUGCCAACCCGUCGAUAACUUCGACGUGCCUUUGCACCCCCUUCACAGCCAUUACUUGAAGGAGCUGUAUGCCCAGCUGAAAUCUGCAUUGAACCGCAGCUCUGUCGGUGCUGACCAACACUGCAUAGACCUCAUUCAUCGCACCGUUUUUUCCCUCCUCUCCUGCGUUAGUGACGACUUCUUGAAAAAUGAAAUGAAAGACCUGUUCACCCUAUUUCUCGUCACGUAUCACCUUUCCGAUGAUUAUGGCAACACCAACCGUGCGCCUCAAGUGCCACCCACGAUCAGUCAGGCCCAAUGGUGCUUCAGAGCAACCGCGGCCUAUGAGAUCAUGGAGAAGAUGCCGUACCAUGAGAACAACUCCUUCAAGACGUAUGAGGUUCUCGUCCAACGCUACCUCGUGGACGGCCCUCAAACUCUUUUUACUGGUCUGCGACAGAAGAUGGCGCUUCUGUCUGCUCUGUCGUAUUCGGAACCCGGACUCCCUCGCUUUGGGUGGAACGCUGAGAUGACCGUGGUGUCCAUUGACGGAUUUCCUAUACCAUUGAAAACGUUCAAAAACUCAGUCAAUUCAUCCCUGGACGACUUGAAGGCAAAGAUGGAUGAGCUGUUCCGAGGUUGCCAAUGGGACGACAUCUUACUUCACAUCGACUCCCGCACCGACCCUAACAAUCCCGGCAACUGGUUCACCGACAGACCUCAAUCCGCAGAUCAGAAGACGUCGGUAUUCUCUUUCAAAGAGAACGGUUGGGACAAGUACCAGCGGCGUCUCCUGGAGCACCUUGCCAGGGAUCCCAGAUUGUUUUCCAGGGUCAAGGGAGAAUAUGUCGUCAACGCAGGGAAUGUCUGGGAAUGGCUCGCCGUCUUGAACGAACUGUCGUCCAUCAUGUUUUACUGCGUUGUAUCGACUUGGGGGGGCGGAGCCCGAGGAACAGAAUGCGAUCACUUAAAAUUUCAAGUCGACGGCCAAGGGGACCGACAGAUUUUCAUACUCAACGGCCUCGUCACCAUCUCAACUACCUACGUAAAGACUGCAAGCAUCCAAGGUCACGGCAAACUCAUUGCGCGCUGUCCGUCGCAUUCGGCAUCAAGGCUACUGUUGGUCGUACUAGGGGUCAUAUAUCCUGCAGCUGCGGAGCUCGCGACCUUCGUUAUGUCAGUCGAAAAGGCCAAAGCGUACCUCUCCUAUGUCUUCCUUCACGACGGCACCCCCAUGAACACCCACGAUUUCUCACAAUCCAUAGGCGCCAUAACCCAACGCUAUCUAGGACGCGCCUUAGGCAUGAGAGAUUGGAGACAGUUGAUGAGCACCAUGCUGAUCAACAUAUCAAAGGUAGACUUCGGCAUCGUCGACGAAGAAGAUGCGGGUCUUUUAGCAAUUCACGACGCCUUCGGUCACUCCCAGUCAGUCGCAGAGGCCCACUACGCUCUGCAAUCCACCAAUGCGCUCACCGAGAUCUCCCACACCGCCGUUGCCUCCAUGCAAAGAGUGAGCAAAAGAUGGCACGCUACGAUUGGGCAACUGCAGAACGGCGCCAAGGAAGCAUCGUUUGAUUCGCACUCGGCAGAGCGUGAUCAUGAAGAACAGCUCUUCGAUCGGCUCUUGGGUCCCCUCAAGACGACCAUACACAGCGCAACUCAACAGGCGACCGCAUCGAUGGGCGUUGACAUCGUCGACGAGCUCAGAAACGUUGCAACUGGCAUGGGCCACGGCAUCCUCAAAGAAAUGGAGGCCAUGUUCCAUCAAUACAUUCUUGCGUUAGGAAUAACUCCUAAAGCACCUCUUGGAGUCCCCCCAGCGCCGUCGUUACCACGCAUCUCCGUUCACCCCAACCUCAUAGAACGCUUACGACCGCUCUUCCCUGGACAACCCACCCCUUCCUUCACCUCUCCACAACAAGCGGAAGUCGUCCAGAGCUGUAUGACUAGCGACCACGUCGUUUGCGUUAUGCCUACGGGCAGUGGAAAAAGCUUGGCAUUUUUUGCUGCACCCGUACUAAUCCCCGACAGUUUGUUUAUUGUCAUCACUCCCCUAGUCGCCUUGACCGAAGAUCUUGCUCGACGCCUGUCCAGCACAACCAUCCCCGGCGGACAGUAUCACCAUGUCAAGGACGUUUUGUCAGCCCAAAUAAUCCUUGUAUCAGCGCACCAAGCAGGAACUGACGAGUUUUAUCAAUGGGCCAACUCCAUUGGCUAUAGACUUAAGCGCGUCUUCAUCGACGAAGCGCAUCACAUUUUCACUUCAGACGACUAUCGCCCAUGCUUCAAGUUGUUCCACCUGAUAACCCGCCUGAAGAAACCGAUCACUUUCCUCACAGCGACGAUGUCACCCCAGUCUUUAUCGAGACUGUGCGCUGAGAUGUUAAUACCGCCUUCGAUGGUCCGCGUCAUCCGAGCCCCCUUACAUCGCCCCAACAUUCACUACUCCGUAAUCAAAGCACCUGCCAACGAAGUCAUCAAGAGGUUCACCGACGUUUUCAAAUCAACCAUUCUCAACCCUACCGACAGAGGCAUUAUCUAUUGCACGCGGAUCGACCUCAUCAAGGAUCUUGCCCAAUCUCUGGACAUUCAAUACUACACCAGCAAGGUCGAUGACCAACUGGACGAGCGCGCCAAUGUGCAGGAGAAGAAACGGAGAUUUCAAGCCUGGCGCGACGGCAUCACACCCAAGGACAGAUGGAUGAUCGCAACCCUUUGCUUCGGCGAGGGCAUUGAUUUCCCUGGAGUCCGGGUCGUCAUCCACCUGGAGGUCAACAACAUGCUUCGCUUCCUGCAAGAGACCGGACGGUUAGGAAGAGACGGCCUUCCCUCAUCUUCAGUCUUGAUAUACAGUAAAUUGCCAAUGUACGGGGAGCCGCAGAGAGACGAGCAUCUCGGGGUGCUCCCUAUGAGGGAGUUCAUACAGACCGAUGGUUGUCGCCGUCUUACCUUUCAACAUUUUGACCCUGACGCUCAUUCCUGUUCAUCAAUCACCGGCACUUUACUCUGCGACAACUGUCAACUCAUAAAAAACUCCGCAGACAUCACUGUCAGACAGGCGCUUUGGAUGCCGCGCGACAAACCAACACUCCCUGCGCCUGCCGGUCAUUCUACACCCUCAUCUGCAGGCGUAGCCCGCCCUGCCCAAGGCCUCGUACCUGCUGUUCAGCAUCUGUCUGUCAAAUCAGUAGGCGAAGCCAUUGACGCCCAGUACUCCUCUGGAAUGGAACAGCUGCGCAUACUCAGGCACAUCAUCGACGUUAUAGUUGCUUCCGGUUGCGUCGAAUGCUGGGUUACCAAUCAGCACCGACCGCACCCCCACAAGCAUCCAAAUCUUGCCGGCGUCGGCUCCAAGGCUUCCUCACUGGUCUGCCUCAGGCGCGCAGACACCACUCACUGGCCGUUUUGUUACCUGUGUUGGAUCCCAUUUCGGGAACCAUGCCAACACCCACCCCUCCGAGAAGGUUCCUUGCACGAUCAUGCAUCCUGUCCCCACGGCGCCAAGUUUCCUUCUAUACUUCCCCAUGCGAUCUGCACCAUCUACUCCCAGAAGGUUAUGAUCGGUAACCGACCGAAGAAUCCCUAUAUAGACAAGAUAGCUGAGCGCUUGGGCGCUGAUGUCAAUAACUUCACUAACCUAGGCACUCUGCAAAGGUGGUUGACUCACGACCCUGGCAGUGCAGACGAGAUCCCCCGGUGUCAUGCCUUCAUUAUCGCAUUUUACCAAGAAUUCCGUAUGCUACCUAAACCCUCCGGCGGCGAUUCGGCGAUGACGUAG